UGAGCUUGACAAAAAUGGCCGGCUUGUUUGACCCGUUAAAGCCUCUCUAAUAUCACCAUCAUAAUCAUCUCUUACCAUCUCUCCUUCAGACCAAUCUAAGAUUUUUCCACCAAAGUGAUUUUCCCAUUCACAUUCUUGCUAUUUUCUAUUGUUUUUUGGGGAGAAAGUUUGCGAAUUUGGUCAUGACUUUAAGGUGUAGACUUAGACGCGGACUUGCUUUUCUCUGAACCGAUGGAGUUUCAUUUUCUUCUGCAAAGAACCCAACUCCCAGCUGUGAUUCAAGAACCCUUUAGAGGGUUUUUUCAGUCAGGUUUAUGAGUCUGGAUUGUGGAUUUUCAGUCCUUGUUUCGUGAGAUCAUUGGCUAGCCUCGAAUUGGGUUUUUUCCAGCCUUGAUUUUUCUUCUUUGUGUAAUUUUCUUGAGCUCUUGCAUUAAGUUGGAACUAAGCUAAAUCUGUUUGGGGAUUGUGGUGGCUAUGUAUCCCAAGAAUAUGCUGCUGAGUAGUAGAGUUCUUGGCAGUUUUGCUUUUAUUCUUUUAUGGUUGGUGCUUCGCUCUAGCUUCUGCCAUGGUGAUCAGAAUGAUAUUAAUUGCUUGAAGAUUAUAAAGGAUUCACUAGAAGACCCGUUUGGUUAUUUGAACUCCACAUGGAAUUUUAACAAUCGUACUGAAGGCUUCAUCUGUAAGUUUACCGGAGUAGAGUGCUGGCACCCUGAUGAGAGUAAAGUUCUAAAUAUCCGGCUUUCGGACAUGGGACUCAAGGGUCCGUUUCCUAGAGGAAUUGAAAAUUGCAAGAGCUUAACAGGCUUAGAUCUUUCAAAUAACAAGCUUUAUGGUCCUAUUCCCACUGAUAUCUCCAAACUCAUUGGGUUUGUGACAACUCUUGAUCUCUCAUCCAACAAUUUCUCAGGGCCUAUACCCCAACUGCUCUCUAAUUGUACUUAUUUGAAUGUUCUCAAACUUGAUCAUAAUCGGCUCACCGGUCAGAUUCCUUUAGAACUUGGCCAGCUCUCUCGGCUUAAAGAAUUUAGUGCUACCAACAAUCUUCUCACUGGGCAAGUGCCCACUUUUCAAAGCAAAUUAAUUACAGCACAGAGCUAUGCAAACAAUCCGGGACUCUGUGGGGAACUUUUGGAUCCUUGUGAAGCAAGUCCAAAGAAGUCUCGGACUGUAAUUAUCGUGGCAUCAGCUGUUGGUGGUGUGACUUUUGCAGCACUGGCUGUUGGGGUUGGUUUAGCCUUCUUCUUCCGUAGAGUGGCUGUGAGGAAGAAGGAAGAGGACCCUGAAGGAAACAAAUGGGCAAGGAGCUUAAAGGGAACUAAAGCCAUCAAGGUUUCCAUGUUUGAGAAGUCAGUUUCAAAAAUGAGACUGAGUGAUCUCAUGAAGUCUACAAACAAUUUCAGCAAGGACAAUGUUAUAGGAUCUGGAAGAACUGGAACGAUGUUUAAAGCAGAGCUUGAGGACGGCAGUUCAUUAAUGGUCAAGAGGUUGCAGGAAUCUCUGCACUCUGAAAAAGAGUUUUUAUCUGAGAUGGCCACUCUAGGGAGUGUAAGAAACCGUAACUUAGUCCCACUUUUAGGCUUUUGCAUGGCAAAGAAGGAGAGGCUUCUGGUCUACAAGCUAAUGGUGAAUGGCACCCUCCAUGAUAGGCUACAUUUCUUGGCAGAAGGCGAUAAGCCUUUGGAGUGGCCAACAAGGCUCAAAAUUGGAAUAGGGGCAGCCAGAGGAUUGGCAUGGCUCCAUCAUAACUGCAAUCCCCGUAUUAUUCAUCGAAACAUAAGCUCCAAAUGCAUACUGUUGGACGGAGAGUUUGAGCCAAAAAUAUCUGAUUUUGGUCUUGCUAGACUCAUGAACCCGAUUGAUACACAUUUGAGUACUUUCGUGAAUGGAGAAUUUGGAGAUCUAGGCUAUGUUGCUCCUGAGUAUGCAAGAACUCUAGUGGCCACCCCAAAAGGAGAUGUGUACAGCUUUGGAGUUGUUCUUCUGGAGUUGGUGACAGGUGAGAGACCGACCCAUGUUGCUAAAGCUCCAGAAACCUUCAAGGGAAAUUUAGUGGAAUGGACAACACAGCUGUCUGGAAACUCCGAACUGCACAGUGCUAUAGAUGAAUCCUUACUUGGGAAAGGCGUAGAUGGCGAGCUUUUUCAGUUCCUUAAAGUUGCGUGUAGCUGUGUAGUGGAAACUGCAAAGGAGAGACCUACUAUGUUUGAAGUAUACCAGCUUCUAAGAGCCAUAGGAGAGAAUUAUCAUUUCACUGCUGAGAAUGAUAUAUUAAUACAAACCGAAAACAGUGAUGCUGGUGUACUAGAGGAACUCAUUGUUGCUCGAGAAGAUCUGAAUGGUAAUUGAAAAAGGUAUGAAAAAGAUGUAGAGUAAUGAGCAUCACAAGUACUCAUGUAAUUAUUUUGGCUGCAGUAUUGUUAGUGGUUACUAUAUCAUAUCUUGGCUUCUUUAGGUACUGUUACUUUGUACUAGUGUCUGUUUGAUGUAAAAGUCUAGUAUUAUUUUACAAAACUAUGAAAGUUAUAUAUGUCUCCAUCAUGUGAUGACCCUCUAAAAUAAUUCAAUCUUUCUUCUUUUGUCA
Messenger RNA from Humulus lupulus (European hop), 2581 nucleotides. Its product is annotated as probably inactive leucine-rich repeat receptor-like protein kinase At5g48380. Gene Ontology annotation, molecular function: ATP binding; protein kinase activity; receptor serine/threonine kinase binding. Bases 475 to 2346 code for a protein of 623 amino acids. The record is from RefSeq and is a predicted model, not a curated record. Gene Ontology annotation, biological process: protein phosphorylation. The transcript has 3 exons. NCBI's taxonomy places the organism in Eukaryota, Viridiplantae, Streptophyta, Magnoliopsida, Rosales, Cannabaceae.